CGUGCACAAAGCACCUAGAGUUGAGUACUCUAACUGCCCAUUUACCUUAUUUUCCCCACAGUCACACAAGAAUCCCUCUUUCAUAGUCGAAAUUAUUGAUUUUCAGGGCUUUGGCAAGUGUUCUCUUGACUCCGCCUCGGCCAAAGCUUCACGAGCUGAGCAUAUCCCUAAACAUCGACAGCACUUGUAUCGGCUCUCAGUUGUACAUGCUAUGAAUAUUGGCUGACAUUUUCGAAGCCUUUAAAUCUAGUAUUAAUUGCUGAGCCACUUCCCUAUUUCAAUUACCCCAAUAGAGGGUUUUCAGGUCAAACUCGAACACGGUCUCCCCAACAAUGCUGUGGAUAAUAGACCUAACUCUUGAAAUCCUCAGCUUCAUAAGUCCUCAGAUAUAUGGACAGGGCUUUUUUCAAGACCAGGUCCCCUUGAAGGGACAGGAGUGUUGCUCCCAAAUAACCUCUACUACGAAGUCAGAAGUACCUGACUAUUUUGACACGACUCUGGGACAAUUCGCUGGUCCAACACAGACUGGGGGUGCACCAUUCCUGGCUCAGACGAACGUAGCCCCCUUCCCGGGAAUCUCAUAUAUUCCGAACACGCCGCUGGAAACACAGGUACCAAUUCCUGGAAAUGUGCACAAUCAUAACAUUUUCCAGCGGUUAGCAAAUCUUAGCCCUUAUUUCCCUAAUCCUCGUGGGUUCGGCGUCCAGGAGUAUCCUAUUCCCUGUGGCUCAAUCGUUACAUGGUUGAAUAUGGUACAUCGUCAUGGCAGCCGCUAUCCAGAAAUAAGCGGGCGUGAGCGAACACUUGGGAAGAAGAUCAUGGGUGCGAAGGGAAAGUUCACUGCCAGUGGCGCUCUGGAGUUUCUAAAUAAUUGGAAGUUCAUGCUCGGAGCUGAGAUUCUUGUCCCCAUUGGAAAGCAAGAGCUAUUCAAUUCUGGGACUCUCCAUUACUACAAUUAUGGCCACUUGUUCCCUAACAAUGGGAGCAAAAUCAUAGCUCGGACCACGACCCAGAGGCGUAUGGUAGAAUCCGCCGAGUACUUCUUAGCUGGCUUCUUUGGACUUGGUUGGACACGGAACGCAACUUUAGAAUUGGUCAUCGAAGGCGAUAAUUUUAACAAUACCAUGGCUGGGUACAAGCUUUGCCACCACUCUAACUCACAAACUGCAUACAAAGGCAUCUUAUCUGUCGAUGACUGGGCACAAGUUUACCUCACUGACGCUUAUCUAAGAACUAAAGGAAUGAUUUCGGGAGAUUUGGACUGGACUUUUAACGAUACAUAUAAUGCACAGGCAUUGUGUGCCUACGAAACAGUAGCCCUAGGCUUCUCCCACUGGUGCGGGCUCUUCACAUUUGAAGAGUGGGAAGGCUUCGAAUACAGUCUUGAUAUCGGCUUUUCCGCUCUUGUCGGAUUCCAAUCACCUGUUGGCCGAGCCAUCGGCAUAGGUUACGUAGAAGAAGUGCUCGCUCGAAUGCAGCACCAUGUGAUCACCAACGCUGCCGCGCAGAUCAACAUCACGCUAGACAACAACACUGUCACUUUCCCGACAAAUCAAUCCCUAAACUUCGAUUUCAGCCACGACGCGAAUAUUAUCUCAAUCCUCGCCGCCUUUGGGCUGACGCAAUUCAGCAAAUUUCUCCCAACCACCCAUAUUGUUGAGCGCGAAUUUGUUCUUGGCUAUCUGGAGCCUUUCGCUGGUAGACUCGAUAUCGAAAUCAUACAAGCCCCUGCCCCUGUUAAUUCUAAUCGAUCGGACCCUAAAAUUUACCUCGAGGGGCCGCCGACGAGCUAUGUUCAUUUCAUCUUAAAUCAGCGUACGAUACCUCUCGGUAGAAGUCUUGAAAAAUGCGGGAAACGGGACGACGGGUGGUGUGAAUUUGAAACCUUCCUUCAGGUGCAGAAAAAACAGAUUGAGAUUGCUGACUUCGACUUCGCCUGCUUUGGAGAAUAUGAGUCUGGAAAAUACGGCGACGUGACUGACGGACGACCUGCGCGGUAG
Messenger RNA from Lindgomyces ingoldianus, 2000 nucleotides. RefSeq names its product 3-phytase A precursor. Lineage: Eukaryota; Fungi; Ascomycota; Dothideomycetes; Pleosporales; Lindgomycetaceae. Gene Ontology annotation, molecular function: acid phosphatase activity. The transcript has 8 exons. The coding region runs from base 333 to 2000 and encodes 555 amino acids. The record is from RefSeq and is a predicted model, not a curated record.